Melozone crissalis (California towhee) is the source of this 1011-nucleotide messenger RNA. Its product is annotated as OX-2 membrane glycoprotein-like. NCBI's taxonomy places the organism in Eukaryota, Metazoa, Chordata, Aves, Passeriformes, Passerellidae. Bases 1 to 1011 code for a protein of 336 amino acids. The transcript is spliced from 3 exons. Gene Ontology annotation, biological process: regulation of immune response; negative regulation of macrophage activation. Gene Ontology annotation, molecular function: cell-cell adhesion mediator activity. The record is from RefSeq and is a predicted model, not a curated record.
AUGCUGAGUAUGGCACCUGCUUCUCCCUCAGCCUCUGUGCAGGUGAUGAACAGAAAGGUCCAGUCAGUCCAGGUGGGAGGAAACGUUACUUUUUCAUGCCGGUCAGUCACAAAAGAAGAUGUGAUACAGGUGACAUGGCAGAAAGAGACGGAUGGGACUGAAGACAACAUAGCAACUUACAGUACAAUUAAUGGCCAAAAAAUAGCCAAGGCCUAUGUAAGCCAUGUGAGUUUUGCCCACAGCGAGUUACAAGCCUCAGCCAUCUCACUUCAUGGAGUCACCCUCCAAGAUGAAGGAUGCUACAAAUGCAUCUUCAACACAUUUCCCUCGGGGGCUGUCACUGGCAGGAUGUGUCUCAAGGUUUAUGCCAUCUCAGACCCCAGAGUGGAAACUAAACUUAUAUCCAGUCCAGACAAAGCUGAGGAUUCUGAGAAAAUGGUGGGGAUGAGCUGCUCAGCAACAGGGAAACCAGCUCCAAAAAUAACCUGGCACCUCCCCAGCAUACUGCAGCAGAAACCAAAGGAGUACUACAUAAAGUUCAGCAACCAGACCGUGACUGUCAUCAGCAAUUUUACCCAUACCCACUCCAAAAUCCUUCGGGAGUACCCCAUCACCUGCAUGAUCCAACAUCCUUUUCUAAAUAUGACCCUGGUCCUGCCCACAGACAGCCUGGAGCAGGGUCCAGACAGCAGCAUGGCAUCGGCCAUUGCCAUUGCACUGGGGGUCCUGGUCCCCCUGACCUCCCUUCUCAUUCUCACCUGCUUCUUCUUCCACUGCCUCAGACACCUACGUGAUGCAGAGAGAAACCCAACCUGGCCCUGCUGGGUAGGUCUGCCUUUCCUCAGGGUGCUGCAAAAUUCACUCCCACAGGUCUUGAGGUUCAAUACCAUGACCUGGCUUUGCCCAGCCACACAAGGGCUGCCUGCACACUGCCCAAGCCAGGCUGAAACUGGGCUGGAGAGGGACACAGGAAUGAGCCCCCAGUCAGACAGCUGGGAAGGGGAAACCUGA